This is a messenger RNA of Coccidioides posadasii C735 delta SOWgp, 1756 nucleotides long. RefSeq names its product Serine--tRNA ligase, mitochondrial (gene DIA4). Gene Ontology annotation, molecular function: ATP binding; serine-tRNA ligase activity; tRNA binding. Gene Ontology annotation, biological process: mitochondrial seryl-tRNA aminoacylation. NCBI's taxonomy places the organism in Eukaryota, Fungi, Ascomycota, Eurotiomycetes, Onygenales, Onygenaceae. Gene Ontology annotation, cellular component: mitochondrion. The record is from RefSeq and is a predicted model, not a curated record.
CAGCACAUUAAACCCUGCAAAAGCGUGGCAACGAAUAUCAAAUCCAUGACAGCACCAUAUAUCUGCCUAAACUGCUGGCGAACAUGUCUGCGAGCCUUGCAAUUCCGCCGUCCAUUCUCUUCCUGUCCUCGCAUCCUUCAUGACUCCAAUUCCUCCGCCAUUACCCGUCCACCAACUGGGCCCAAACCGGUUCCCAACGUCAAGCACAUUCGCGAAAACGCCGAGCUCUACUCCCAAAACUGCAUUGACCGAAACUACAGAUCCCUCUCCGAGUAUCCCUCCCGAAUCAAAACCCUCGCGGACGAAGCCGCCCAGCUGCAACGAUCCCUCAACGCUCCACGAUCAAAAAUAAAACAGGUUCAAAGAGCCAUUGCGAAGCUAGCUACGUCGUCCACUGAGGGAAAAGGCAAAGCUUCGGGUAAAAAUGAAGAGUUGGACGCGUUGCACCUGGAGGCGAAACAGCUCAAACAUGCGUCGCAGUCGAUGACCGACCGGAGGGAGAAAUGCCUUGAGGAAGUACAACAGCUUGCACUCUCGCUGCCCAACCUCACCUCGAAAGAGACUCCGCGUGGAGACAUUCCCCGCGUAGUUAAUUAUAUCAAUUACGACCCGCGAUCUCCUCCCGGGUUCGUUUCCUCACCUGAACCAACGCGGAACCACGUUUCUAUCGGCACCUCUCUUGGGUUGUUGGACUUUACCAGCUCCGCGACCUCGACGGGAUGGGGGUGGUACUAUCUUACGAACGAAGGGGCACUACUCGAGCAGGCUUUGGUUCAAUACGCGCUCAGUGUCGCCAUGCGUCGAGGCUGGAAACCUGUUUCUCCGCCCACACUGGUCUACUCGUAUAUCGCCGAGGCAUGUGGUUUCCAGCCACGCGAUGUGAACAAUGAACAGCAGAUCUGGUCAAUUGAGCAGAAUGAGAAGGAUAAGAGCAAACCACAGAGGUGUCUAACGGGUACAGCGGAGAUCCCUCUAGCCGCAAUGUAUGCCGGCCAGGAGAUCCCGGCCGACAAACUCCCCCUAAAAUUCAUCGGCAUAAGCCGAUGUUAUCGUGCCGAAGCGGGCGCCCGAGGCGUUGACACAAAGGGCCUGUACCGGGUGCAUGAAUUUACCAAAGUCGAACUCUUCGGCUGGGCCGACGACAUCCCAGAAGCCAACUCCAAGAGCGCAACAACCACUACCACCACCACCACCACAUCCUCCUCCUCCUCCUCCACCCUCUUCUCCGAAAUGCUCUCCAUCCAAACCGAGAUCCUCUCAUCCUUAAACCUGCCCUGUCGCAUCCUCGAAAUGCCCACCGCAGACCUCGGCGCCAGCGCUGCCCGAAAACAAGAUAUCGAAACUCUCUUCCCAUCCCGCCUGCACCACACCCUUACACAACAACCAUCCCAAGCUGAGCCCUUUGACCACAAUGGCUGGGGAGAAGUAACUUCUGCCUCCAUAUGCACCGACUACCAGAGCCGUCGGCUCGGAACGCGCGUGCGCACGGGUGCAGCGGCUAGGUUUCCCCAUACGGUUAACGGCACGGCGGUAGCGGUGCCAAGGGUCCUGGCUGCUAUUUUAGAGAACGGGUGGGAUGAAAAGCGGGGUGUGGUGAUUGUGCCCGAGGUUCUGAGGAACUGGAUGGGUGGUAUUGAGACGAUUGGGGGAAGAGAAGGCAUGGUGGAGUGAGAUGCGUGAAAGCCGUGCGGAUCGUAAGAAUAUGUAGGAUAGAAUAGAAGAGUAUGUAUGGACUCACAUUUGCCUAUAAAUACCG